AUGUUUAGUGUAUCUGCAUCACCUACUAUAGCCACAUGGUAUGGACCUGCCAAUGGUGCUGGUACUGAUGGUGGAGCAUGUGGAUAUGGUAAUACUGUCGAGUCAAAUUAUGGAAAAUUUGUAACCGCAGUCGGUAAUGGAUUAUUUAAAGGUGGCCAAGAAUGUGGUGCUUGUUAUCAGGUGCAAUGUUCGUCACACCCAGCAUGUUCAAAAAACCCGAUAAAGGUGGUUGUUUCCGAUCAAUGUCCAGGAUGUAAUCCUUUUCAAUUUGAUCUGAGUGGCACCGCAUUUGGAGCCUUAGCAUCUACUGGGAAGGCUGCUGAACUCCGUAAUGCUGGGAAGAUCCAGAUAAAUUACCAACGGGUUCCGUGUCAAUAUGGGCAAAAAAUAAAAUUUGUAGUCGAUAAAGGUUCGAACCCAAAUUACAUAGCCGUAAAUAUAGAGGAAGAAGGUGGAGAUGGCGACCUCAGUAAAGUAGAGAUUAAACAAGGAACGGGCGAGUUUCGAGUUGCACAUCAGAUAUUCGGGGCUACAUGGGGUAUCAACUCCUUGGUACCGGGUCCUUUAUCUAUUCGUCUCACCACAAGCAGUGGACGAUCUGUCAUAGCUAAUAACGUUAUACCAGCUGGUUGGCACCCUGGUGCAACUUAUAUUUCCUCCGUUCAAUUUUAA
Impatiens glandulifera is the source of this 672-nucleotide messenger RNA. RefSeq names its product expansin-B15-like. The coding region runs from base 1 to 672 and encodes 223 amino acids. The transcript has 4 exons. NCBI's taxonomy places the organism in Eukaryota, Viridiplantae, Streptophyta, Magnoliopsida, Ericales, Balsaminaceae. The record is from RefSeq and is a predicted model, not a curated record. Gene Ontology annotation, biological process: sexual reproduction. Gene Ontology annotation, cellular component: extracellular region.